Messenger RNA from Wasmannia auropunctata (little fire ant), 607 nucleotides. RefSeq lists its product as uncharacterized. The record is from RefSeq and is a predicted model, not a curated record. Bases 93 to 557 code for a protein of 154 amino acids. The transcript has 2 exons. Lineage: Eukaryota; Metazoa; Arthropoda; Insecta; Hymenoptera; Formicidae.
UGCAUUCAUCCACGAAGAUUUAUAUUUGACAUUUGUUCCGUUUCACUGCAAGAUACAUUCCUGGCUUCAGCAGCAGAUUCGGCUUAUCCUUCAUGAGAGAGCCAUGGAAGCCGAUGCGAAAGAGUGCAAAUUCACGAGGAGCAAAUGAAGCUGAGAGCGCAACGAGACGAGCGAUGAGGACUCAUGCCGAACAAACAGAUCCGAGAAAUCUUCUGUCCAGAGCGAGAGCAGACAAUGUGGAUAUUGAAAUCGAUCACGAUCAUGGCAAAGACAGAAAAACCUACGAAUAUAUCCUAGUUAUAAUAUUGAUUGAAAAGUUGAGGCUCGAAGCAGAGUUAAUCAGGUUACAAAAAUUAUUGUCAUCGUUGCAGAUUAUCAUAUCUCCCCAGAAAGGGGAGACCGCCGAUUAUACAGGCCACAUUCCAGGAGUGAGGGGAGAAGUUGCGCUUUCCAAGAAGUACGCUCAAGCCGCCAGAAAGAGUCGUGGAACGUGUCCAGAGGGAAGACGUGAAGAACAGCUCAGGGUUAAUGACACGAACGCCGUUGAGAGUCUUUGACGAAACGGGGCAAACGCGUGCAUGGGGUGACACAGGAAUAUGUUUUCUAA